AUGAGUCAAGAACGAGAUGGAUCAGAUGAGCGAAGUAAUAGUAAAACAUCACAUCAUCAUGAUUAUUUAGUUAAAAUUCAUGGCAUUUCGUAUUCAUCGAAUAAAGAUGAUAUUAAAAAAUUUCUCUAUCCAUGUCGUAUUGUUGCUAUUCAUUUAUUCGAUAAUAAUGGUACUUCAUCAAGUGAUUGUUUCGUUGAUUUAGAAUCUGAAAUUGAUGUUAAAGAUGCCUUAAAAAAAUCAGGUCAAUAUUUAGAUAAAAGAUACAUUGAAGUCUUUCGAGCAACUACUUAUGAAUAUAAUUUUCAUGUUCAACAUAAAGGUAUGGUUUCAUGGCAUGAACCUGUUAUUCGAAUGAGUGGUCUUCCAUUUGCUUGUACAAUGGCUGAUGUACAAAAUUUUUUUGAAAAUAUUGAAAUAGCAAAAAAUGGUAUUUAUAUAACACGAGAUAUGGCAGAUAAAGCAUUGGGUGAUGGUUUUGUGGCUUUUGUCAAUAUGGAUAAUGCUUAUAAAGCAAUUGAUAUGCAUAAUCAUAAACAUAUUCAGCACAGAUAUAUUGAAUUAUUUCCAUCGACAUAUGAUGAAGCGAAAAGAAGAAUUAUGAAUGAUGCUCGUUCAAAUGCAAGACAAUUUGUAGGCGAAGAUGAAGAUGAUGAUAAUAAAAAUAAAAAUAAUAAUAAUACUAAUAAUAAUAAUACUAAACGAAACUAUCAAAGUCGAAGUCGCAGUCGACAACGAUCACGAACAUCAAGUCAAGAUUAUCGUCAACGAGAAAUGAAACGUCGUCAUUCGCCAUCCGUCUCACCUCCUCCACGAACUUAUCCUUCAUCAAAAAGUAUAAAUCAACGAUCAUAUAAUAAUUAUCGUCGUCGUAGUCGUAGUAGAAGUUUAAUACGACGUUCAUCUUCUCGAAAUGAAGAACAUCUUGUUAAAAUACGUGGUAUGCCUUAUACUGUUGUUGAAGAUGAUAUUCGAAAAUUCUUUCCUGAAUCUUGUCAACCAAGUCGUAUUGAAAUUUUACAAGAUCGACGUAUGAAACGACCAAAUGGAGAUGGUCAUCUUUAUUUUAAUACUCUCGAUGAAGUCAAUGAAGCAUUAAAAUAUGAUCGAAAAUAUAUGGGUAGUCGUUAUGUUGAAAUUUAUUUUGAUUCACCUCGCUAUGCAUCAUUGAGUAAUCGACGAAAAAAACCUGAUGUUAUUUCUCAUCGUUCAUCUUGUUCUCCACCAAGAUCAAAAUAUAAUCGUUAUAGUCGAUCAAGAAGUAUGCUAUUUUUUUUAUAA
Rotaria sp. Silwood1 is the source of this 1278-nucleotide messenger RNA. NCBI's taxonomy places the organism in Eukaryota, Metazoa, Rotifera, Eurotatoria, Philodinida, Philodinidae. The record is from the annotation of a GenBank genome assembly.